AUGUCACCUUCACACCCCAACACAUCAGGAAUCUGCUAUGGUGUUGGAGACAACAACAGUGCUUUUCACUCUCCCUUGGCCAUGAUGCCUCUCAAGUCUGAUGGCUCACUUUGCAUUAUGGAAGCCCUCACCAGAUCACAAUCCCAAGUGAUGGUGCCAACUUCAUCUCCAAAGCUUGAGGACUUUCUAGGUGGUGCAACUAUGGGGGGUCAAGACUAUGGAGGGCAUGGAAGAGAAGCAAUGGCUCUAAGCCUUGACAGCAUCUACUAUAGUAACCAAAAUGCCGAAGCUGAAACCAACAGAGACCAUUCUUCUUCUUUGGACCUUCUUUCUGACCCUUUUAGGCACCAAACCCAUCCAUAUUACUCGGGGCUUGGGAUUUACCAAGUGGAGGAAGAAGCCAAGGAACCCCAAAUGCCUCAAGUGGUGGAAGAAGGCAUUGCUUGCUUCAACAACUGGGUGCCACCAAGGGAAUAUUCUUCUUCUCAGCAGAAUCUGGAGCAGCAUCAAGUGAAUAAUAGUAGUGGUGGACUUGUGGAGGAUCAUGGUGCUUCUGGGGGGAAUGGUGGUGUUGGCACAGUGGAGUGUGGGGAGUUACAAUCUUUAAGCCUGUCUAUGAGCCCCGGCUCUCAAUCAAGUUGUAUCACUGUUCCAACUCAGAUCUCAUCUUCUAAUACUGAAUCUGUGACUGUGGAGGCCAAAAAGAGAGGGUCUGGUAAGCUUGGUCAUAAGCAACCUGUGCAUAGGAAGUCCAUUGACACAUUUGGGCAGAGAACUUCGCAGUAUAGAGGUGUUACAAGUAUGGUGAGGCCUCAAUUUGAUCAGAUCGCUAGGGCUAUGGAGAUGAUGGCCAUGGUGAUGCGGCAGCAAAGUGCUCACUUUGCUCAGAUGGAGGCAGGUAGGAUUGCAGUUGAGGCAGCUAGACCGGUGGUCUCUCAGGAUGGGAGAGAUUUAUCAGAGUUCAGGGGAUUUUUUUUGGAGAAGUAUUUGCCAGAUGGCGUUAGAUACGCUAAGGAGGUAGAGUUCAUGAGACUACAUCAGGGGAGUUUGUCUGUUUUUGAGUAUGCUAUGAGGGCCAUCAUUGGGAUUGAGAUUGACAGUGAGUUUUCGGAGAUGUUCCCAGAUGAUGUGCUGGGAUUGCCACCUAUGUGUGAUGUUGAGUUUAGCAUUUAUCUGGUACUGGGUGCAAGACCGGUAUCAGUGGCUCCUUAUAGGAUGGCUCUAGUUGAGUUAGUAGAGUUGAAGUGA
Messenger RNA from Cajanus cajan (pigeon pea), 1248 nucleotides. The record is from RefSeq and is a predicted model, not a curated record. NCBI's taxonomy places the organism in Eukaryota, Viridiplantae, Streptophyta, Magnoliopsida, Fabales, Fabaceae.